GUACUGUUAUAUGCUAAACUUAACAAACUAACAAACAACACAUUUUUCAGUUCAGCGUCAAGUUGGAGCAACAACCAGUCAAAUUAGACAAGUAGCUAUAGGUUCAGUUCAAUCAACAUCAGCAACCACAUUUAAACAAGAAGAAGAGGUUGUUACCGUGGCAGAAGUACCAGUAGAUGUCACCGUGGCAGAAGUACCGGUAGGUGUCACCAAGACGGAAGCACCAGUAGAUGUCACUGUGACAGAAGAACUCGUGGCCUCCCCUUUAAAGUCACAAGAAACAACUUCUCCAGAUAAAACUCAAAGUGCUGGUGGAUUCCUUUCCAUGUGGAAAAAUAUAACAGAAGAUUUAAAAGAAGGAGACAUGGAAUCAAUCUCAAAACGAAGCGAUCGUUGUUACGGGGUUCCAAUAUUAAACCAACUUGUCACUGAAAAUGAAAUUGAGGAUUUUGCGCGGCGUGGAGAGCUUUUUGCUGUUGAUCAUAGAAUAAAAGGACCCACCACUGGUACAGGAAAAUUUUGGUUGGUCAAUAACAUUGUGAAACCUGUGGAAAAAGUGCAAUCGUUGGAGGGUCACAAUGCUCCUGUUAUGACGAUCAUGUGUCAUGGGAAGAGGAUAUUUAGUGGAGGAAUGGAUCAGAAAAUCCGGAUGUGGGCACUCACGGGCGAGAGCUUUGGAAAGAUUAAUAAGCCUUUAAAAGGUAGUGUGAUGUCAAUGGCAAUGGGCGAGGAUGAAAAAUGUCGGACUCUAUACAUUGGCUCGUGGGAUAUGAACGUUACAAUAUGGGAUUGCGUAACUUGUGAGCUUCGAAAGGCUUUGGUCGGACACACAGGGACAGUUACUGCCGUUGCCGUUGAUAAUACAUACAUAAUAUCCUGUUCCCACGAUACCACUAUACGUGUAUGGGAUAUCCGUAACUACGAGUGCUUGCGCGUGCUUCGUCACCAUAACGGGGCUGUACAGUGCAUGUCUUACCACGAUAAAGUGAUCAUCACGGGUGGCACGGAUAGGUUAAUACAUAUGAGUAACCCUGACGAUGGUGAAUUGCUGAAGACCCUCAGUGGCCAUAUGUCUCCAGUUACUGCAGUUGUGCGGCAGCACAAACUAAUAGUGAGCGCUGACCGAGACGGAAUGAUUAUGCUCUGGUCGGCAGAGGGCGGUAGUGAGCCUGUGGAAAGCAUCCAGGCGCAUGAGAAGCAAAUAAACGACCUUGCAAUUUCUGGUGGACGAUUUUUUACAGCAUCGAGCGACAUGUUGAUUAAAGAGUGGGAGUUAGUUACUUUGAGGUGUGUGCGCGUUCUACAAGGCCAUGUGAAUGAGGUUACGGGAGUUCGGUGCACAGCGAGGUAUUUGGUGACUUGCAGCAAGGAUAGCAGUGUCCGCUUGUGGUGGUGGGGGAGUGAAGACGAGCUGGUGGAACAGCGGCGGCGUUGAAUGAGAUUUGACCAAAUCCUUGUUUGGUUAUAACACUGUGAUUUUAUUUGAUUUCAAUUUACCUAAAUGGCUUUUUGAUAUUUUGCCUCAGUAUUAUAUAUUAGGUUAGAAUACGAUGACACUUGUUUUCGCUCUUAUGUCUUUUUCCAUUUGGUGGUAAGCAAAGAAAACAGAACAGUAGUCCCGCGACUUAUCGUGGUUAAUUGGUCAAAAAUCGUUGAUAAUUGGUCAAAACGCGAUAAAGGAUUUCGGUGAUUA
Messenger RNA from Ciona intestinalis (vase tunicate), 1693 nucleotides. Lineage: Eukaryota; Metazoa; Chordata; Ascidiacea; Phlebobranchia; Cionidae. The record is from RefSeq and is a predicted model, not a curated record.